Messenger RNA from Naegleria lovaniensis, 1254 nucleotides. RefSeq lists its product as uncharacterized. The record is from RefSeq and is a predicted model, not a curated record. The coding region runs from base 1 to 1254 and encodes 417 amino acids. Lineage: Eukaryota; Heterolobosea; Eutetramitea; Acrasida; Naegleriidae. The transcript has a single exon.
AUGUCCAAUUCUACCUCCUCAUCUGCUCCAUCCUUAUGGACUCGUUUCAUCAACUACAUUUCAUCAUGGCUCUCCUUCCUUGUCGAAUUCAUUUGUUCCCUGUACAGAGAUGAAUUACAACGACAAUCACGCGAAAGCGAAGAUUACCAUCGAUGGAAACAACACAAACAAGAAGAACAAGAACCAUUCAUGACCACUUCGACAACUCCAAUUCUUUCUUCAUCGACGAUUCAAGAAGAUGAAGAAAAUGUUUUGGGACAUGUUUCGAAAAAGUCUUCAAGUCAGCCAUCCACUCCAAUCCUUCCGAAUACGGCAUUAACAAGGAAUAAUGAACCGCAAGUUGAAGCAAUCCAGGCUCAACAACAAGAACAACACGAAGAUGACAUGUUCACAGAACAAACUCCACUACUUGUCACUCCAAAGAAGGUAUUACAAGAUGAACAACAAACUCCUUCUAAACCACAAACACCCCAACAAGUGACACCACAAAAGGAAGAGACCAAUAGUUCUCCUCAACAACAAAUUUCUGUACAAAACAACAACAACAAGACUGCUCCUAACAAACCACAACAGAAAACUCCAAUCAACAACAAAUCUCAAAUUCCAACACCUGUGAAAGUGUCAAAGUCAAAUUCAUCAUCAUCGGAUCAUGUCACUUCACCUUCGGAGGCUUCUGGAUUGAUUGGAGAACGAUUGAAAUUGAAAAAGGCUAUGAAAAACAAGUUACUCUCUCAAAAUGCUUAUCAAUCGCUUCUUAAAAACAACAAAUCGAACAAGCAAUCAGGUGAAGAAUCUGGAAGUCAACCAUUAGAUCAUACCACUUCGAGCAGUGACAUGGAUUCUUCAGAAAUUAUAGCUCAAAAGAAUUCACAAAUUCUUCAAAGAAAGUUAAGUUCGAAACCAUCCUUUGCGAGAAGAAGACCAACUAACAUGCAACAAACUCAACAAGAGAAAAAACCAAGUAUUGACAUUUUGUCCAAAUUGGAAAAUGAAGCAUCGAUUGAAUUGCCAAGUGUUGAGAAAUUUGCAGAUUUGGAAGAACAAGCUCAAUUGGAAAAGAAGUUGGGAACUGAGAAUGCCAUGAAGCAACAACAAGAAAUGAAGAAGAGAAAUGAUGAUGAGGCUGUGAUCGAAUCGAGUAACAAUUCACCAUCCAAGAGCCCAUCUUCGGCGACAAAGGGCAACAAUAAGGGACCUCAGGUUUCGUUAGCUGCCAUUUUAGGUGCCAAGAAUUCCCUUAGAAAAACUCAAUAA